AAGCCGCCUUCGCAAACGCCACGCAGCUGGGUGAUCAUCAGCAUCUUCAGCGUACUUCUAGCGUGGUCCACUAUACAAAUCCCCGUACUACUUCUACUUCUCGAGAACAAGGUCCACCAUCUUCUUCUUCGUCAUCUUCGCGGGACCACAGCUCCGAGGGUGUUGAUGUGCCAGGUAGCUUGAUGUUCUCCGACGAGGACGGCCGAGGAACGACUGCAGCUGCACGACGCGCCGGAGCUGGUCUGAAUAACAAGGGACCGCAGCUGCACAAGAGUUGUACUUCUAAAGAGGCCCAACAUCUCGAGUACUAUCACCAGGAAAAGAAAAAGAACACGAUGUGGACCCCAAAUAGCGCGACGAGAAAUAUUAAUAUUAAACCGCUGUCCGUCGGGGGAACUCGAACUACAUCAACAUUGCCCGCCUCGUCCCACAUAAAAGCUCCAAAGCAUUUUUACUCCAGCCGCCCCUUAAAUUUGAAGCAGACCGAGUACGUCAUCACAGUGCAACAACCUUUACAUACAUCGGGAGUUUUAUUGAGUCGGGCCCCUACAACUGCUAAUCCCGACAUGGAUGCCGCGCUGUUGCAGCGGGCGCGGGUGGUCGGCGGAUUAUACCCGCCGCCGGAGGAAGUGGAUACAAGUCAUGCGCACACGGAAUACGAAAAGUGGCAACUUAACGAACUCUAUCAAAUGCAAAAACAUCGUCCCCACCCCAGAGUUGUCAUGCAGAUUUGCAAUUGUACUUGUAGGAAGAUUUGCAAUGCGCAUGCAUUUUCAAUCGUGUUUUGGAAUUUCUGAUGCUGUCAACAGGAUAAGUAGAUGGCUUUGUGAUGCGGCUGCACUUGCUAGACUGCACUACAAUGCAGAGAGAAACUUGUCAUGCGUGACUCCCAAAGCUUCUGGAUUUGUGUUGCGAGAUGUCGCCCAUCUUGACUCUGGGGUGGGGACGUUUUUACACAGAAUAAACUCGAAAACUUGAUGUCCAGGUACCAAGCUGAUGGCGAGCAGUACAGCUGUAGUAGCACAGAAGGAGUACAACUUCUAUCCGCAUCUUGUUCGGCCGCGGCAGGAACAUUUGUCCGAGCCAACUUGGCCGCUUCGGGCGAAGAAGAGCAAAGUCACGGGACAGAAACGCACCAAAAUUGUCCCGAAGAAGAUCUUCACUGUCGCGGAAGUAGAAGAGGGCAAAGUGUUGACGGAGCAGAAGAUGAAGACUCUAAUUGUACAACAAAUGCUGCCGCAUCUUCGGUGUAAAAAAUGGAAAUGCCUGUGGUCCCGAUUAUCAUGUGGAGGUCCUUUAAAAAUACACGCUUUGUAUCUUUGACUCUCAUCUCCACACUUCUGUCGGAUCUUUUUCACGAAAAGAAAGGUGCAGGAGCAGGUCGGUCGCUUUUAAUAUUUUCCAGAAGAGUAUAAAGAAAACUACCAUAUAGUAUUUUCUUCCCUAUGUAGUAGAUACGUGAACUACGCAUUACUAUUUGAAGCGACAAGAUGAAAAACACGCUUAUGUGUAAAGUACAUACUAACCGAAAACACAGUCACAGCAUCAUCUUCUUAACAUAUUAGAGUAACAAGUAGCAAGCAAAGUAGCUGUGCUUAACAUGAUCGUGCGCAUGAAGCAUCAAAUUUGUACCGAAAAGCCUAUCCUCGAAGUACAGGCCAAAUAUUGAUAAUUCUAUGUCGAAGCGAGAAGAAUUAUUUCGUGUCAAUAAAUAAGGUUGCAUCUACUUCGAAAUGUUUGAAUUCACAAAAUGUCAGGCAGGAAGGCGAAGGUCAGCUCGCUAAUAUUGUAGCGGGCCUAGAAGAUUCAUAUACUUAGCUAGUUAUGUUUCCCCUGCUCUAUUGAGGAAAUUAUCAUCGAUCAGGCGCGCGCCUAUCCAGGACCUUUUGUUAGUUUCCGUGCAUGAGUAUCUUUAUCUAUCGAGUUACUUACGUUACUCACGCGACUACCUCAUCAGCGACAGCACACUUUAGUAACCAUGGUUUUCUUCAAACAAGCACUUGUUCUCAGGUCGUGUUUGGGUCUCGGUCUCACCUGAUCACUCCAACGAAUUUGAUGAACUUUGACUUUCAGCUAGAAGCAUAAUAGAUUAUAUGCAAGGACUACUAGUAGUACCUUUUUCGACGAUAGAAGUAGUUCCAGACAAGCUCAUAGUAAGACACUUUUUCUUAUUUCACAUUCACAUGGGUUGUAAUAAAACAUGAAGCUCAGCUGCCUCGCCUUGCAGCGUAAUAUUGUUUGUUCAAGGAUCAUGCUACUGCACUAGUCGGGAGGUACUUGAUGUCUUCCCGUAAGCAAUAGCUAAGAGAGCGUCUGACGAGAAAUCAAUGCUCAAGCAGCGAGACCAAUUAUACAUAGUACUUUGGAAAAAUUAUCGGCCCACGGGUCCAUUAAUAAACGUAGAAAAACCAACAGCACAAACACGACUUUAAUCGCAUGGAGGAGAAUGAAAGAAGUGCUGCAUCAUGUUGAAAAACCAAAACGAGGGACUGUCGCAAA
This is a messenger RNA of Amoebophrya sp. A120, 2499 nucleotides long. The record is from the annotation of a GenBank genome assembly. NCBI's taxonomy places the organism in Eukaryota, Dinophyceae, Syndiniales, Amoebophryaceae.